GAAAAAUAUACAUAAGAUCAGAAUUUUCAUCAAAUUAGCCGCUGAAAUCAAUUUGUUGAAGACGAAGAAGGAAGAAGAAAGAUGAAUGCUCCAGAUCGUUACGAACGAUUCGUUGUUCCAGAAGGCGUUAAGAAGGUUUCGUAUGAGAGGGAUACGAAGAUCAUGAAUGCAGCUACAUUUACUGUUGAAAGAGAGGACCAUACAAUCGGGAACAUUGUUCGCAUGCAACUACAUAGGGAUGAUAAUGUUCUGUUUGCUGGGUACAAGUUGCCUCAUCCUCUUCAGUACAAAAUCCUGCUCCGGAUCCAAACAACAAGCCAGUCCUCACCUAUGCAGGCAUAUAACCAGGCUAUUAAUGAUCUUGACAAGGAACUUGAUCAUCUGAAGAGUCAGUUCGAGGGUGAGUUGGCCAAGCACACGAGGGACUACUAAUCCUUCGACAAUGAUAUU
Molecule: messenger RNA, 450 nt
Organism: Solanum stenotomum
Lineage: Eukaryota; Viridiplantae; Streptophyta; Magnoliopsida; Solanales; Solanaceae
Product: DNA-directed RNA polymerases II, IV and V subunit 11
Exons: 5
Coding region: 82-432 (116 amino acids)
Biological process (GO): transcription by RNA polymerase II
Cellular component (GO): RNA polymerase II, core complex
Molecular function (GO): DNA binding; protein dimerization activity
Source: RefSeq, a predicted model, not a curated record